This is a messenger RNA of Anthostomella pinea, 1104 nucleotides long. Lineage: Eukaryota; Fungi; Ascomycota; Sordariomycetes; Xylariales; Xylariaceae. The record is from the annotation of a GenBank genome assembly.
AUGACAUUGCGCCCCGAUGGCCGCCUCACCUUCCAAGAGGCGAUGAGCCUGGCACCGCUCCCGAGUAGGGCCGAGAAUGGGCAGAUCACUAGACGAUACAUGAGUCGGCGAAGCGCCUGGGUGACAGGGGCCGACCUGAAGAUCCCGCAGCUGGCGGGCGCAAAUGCUUUCGGGGGCCACGUGUAUAGCCAGGCCGGAAUGGCGGCAGCGGCAGCGUUCGCUGAGAUGCAAGCGGCAAAUAAGGGGGUCCGUGGGGACAAGAAGUUCGGGCUUCAUACGAUGCAUGGCUUCUUCUCGGAACCCGGUCGCACGGACAGACCGUUCAUAUACGAGGUCGAAACAGUCGCAGCUAACGCCUCGUUCCCAAAUCUCCUCGUGACGGCACGGCAGCCACUGCAGCCCAGCACCAACCCAGCCAGGGACAACUACCCCCCAGCAGACGCAGACCUGCCCCUAGGUCCAGUCUGCUUCAACGCACUCAUAUCCUUCAGACCAUCAGGGAUCUCGCAAUACAGCGCAUCAGAGCCACCACCACAAACGCGGUUCGCGUCGAUCCUGAACUCACGGCCCGCGUCGUCGUGGGAGCCGACACCGCUCACCGACAUCGCAGGCAUAGUCGCCACGGUACCAACGCGCACAUUCGGGACAUUCCCGGGGCUCGACCUGCGGAAGGUAGACCUGGAAUUCUGGAAUGAGGGCAAGCCGCUGCACGAGCGGCGCGAGCUGAUCCUGUACCGGGCCAUCGCGCCGCUGCCCGCCGCCGACGCCAACGCGCACAUCCUCGCGCACGCCUACGAGGCGGACCGGAACGGGCUGCUUAUGGUGGGAAACCACGCCGGGUUCGGGUUCGACUUCGCGCGCGCGGCGAGUCUGAGCUACUCCUUCGUCGUGCAUGUCAACGCGGCGGACGCGACGAUGCAGCAGGGCGACGGCGAGGAUGACGAGUGGUGGAUCCAGGAGGCGAGCUUCCCCCGCGUCGAGGCCGGGAGGGGCAUAGUCAUGUCGAAGAUUUGGAGUCCGAGGGGCGUCCAUGUGGCGACGGAGUACCAGGAUGGUAUCAUCCAGCGGGCGUGGAAGCCGGGCGAGAGAGAGGGGAAGCUGUGA